AUGAAUCGAAUAAGUGAUAAAAAUAAUAAUACAAAGCUUAAACGACGAAUUUAUUUAGAAUCCAAUCGAAUAAUACGUUACAUGCAAGAUAAUUCAUCAGUUAUUGUUGGUGGUCAUGGUAAUCAAGCUUAUAUAUUAGCUAAAGCUCCAAUAUAUGAUGAAUGGAUUCGAAAUAGUUAUGAGCUUCAAGUUUGGCAAACAUAUUUUAAAAUGGACACACAAGAUAAACAUUGGACAAAGAAGUUAUUACACGCACAAGAAAAACCUCAAGCGAGUGCUACAAUCACGAAUCGACAAGUUCAAAUAAGUACUUAUUGGACUCAAACUACAGCUGAUGCAAUAAAUUCAAGAACUGCAACAAUUUCAUCAUCAGCAGCAAAUACUGGUCGAAUUCGUGAUGCAGUUGAUCGACUGAAAACAGCAAUUUUAAAAUAUAUUCAACAUUGUACACAACAUGUUUUUCACAAGAAAAUUGACGAAGGAUUUGAUAUUGAAUCGGAUGCUGGUUAUAUAGCAUUUAAACAUUAUAAUGAAUUACGUGAAAAACGUUUUAAUUUCGAAGCUGAACAAUCGAUCUAUUUUUUAGAAGAACAGCGAGUUGAGGGCGCCGUCAACGAGCAAGAAGAAAUUGUUGCCUUGACUGUCACACGAUCAUUAACCGAGGAAGAACAUCAAUUAUUAAAAUUAGGUCCUCGGUUUAUUUAUAAUGAUCCAAAAGCGGCUUCUCGACGACGUACAACUGAGUGGACUAUGUUAAAACGUAAAAUUGAAGCUCGACUUUUCGAAAAAAAAAGUAAUACAAAUCGAAAACAUAAACAACGAUGUGAAAUAAUUUCACAUGAUAGUUUAUUAGAAAAGAUUCAAUUGAAUCAAUAUCAAAUUACUAAAUGUCAAGUUAUAACUGAAAAAACGAAGAACUAUGGUAGACUGGUAAAUUGCAAGAUUAUCACAAAAAAUCCGAUGAAUAUAUGGAAAAAAACUGAAGCAUAUGAAUGUUUACAUCAAAAUAAUCCAUUACCAAAUUUAAUUGAACGUACAAAUAAAUAUCUAUUAAACUUAAGAUUGACUAAAUGGAUUACACAGAAACAAUAUCAACAAUCAGGCAUUAAACCAAAUGAAAUGGGAUUAGAUCAUCUUUAUUCUUUACCAAAAGCUCAUAAACCUAGCACUCCACUUCGUCCAAUUAUUUCUGAUCUCAAACAUCCAACUAUAAAAAUAUCAAAGGUUCUCGAUGAAUUACUUCGACCACUAUUUAAUAAAAUGACAUCAAAUACAACUGUUACUUCUGGAACUGAACUUAUUAAACAGUUACAUCAAUGA
Rotaria sp. Silwood1 is the source of this 1320-nucleotide messenger RNA. NCBI's taxonomy places the organism in Eukaryota, Metazoa, Rotifera, Eurotatoria, Philodinida, Philodinidae. The record is from the annotation of a GenBank genome assembly.